This is a messenger RNA of Paramuricea clavata, 956 nucleotides long. The record is from the annotation of a GenBank genome assembly. Lineage: Eukaryota; Metazoa; Cnidaria; Anthozoa; Malacalcyonacea; Plexauridae.
AUGGUUAAAGAAAAUCCAGUCAAUUCAAUUAUAAACGAUGGCAAAUCACUUAAGGAAGUUUAUACUAUACCGAAAAGUAUUUUGUGUAGUGAAUAUAAUGUUCCUGCCGACAUUGAAAUGCAAAUGUUUGGCGAUGACCAACGAAGCGGCUCAUUAGCAACGGAAAGUAAUACGUAAUCCAGAAGGUGUUUGGAUUCCGGAUCCCACUGCUUGGAUUCCGGAUCCUACUCCUUGGAUUCCGGAUUCCUCAGCUUGGAUUCCGGAUUCCGGAACUGUAGUGGAUUCCGGAUUCCAAUUUAUUAUUUUGUGUAUUGCGAAGCCAAUAAAUACACUUUCAGUUCCCAGUGCAUCUGUUACUGUAUAUAUUAUCAAAGAAGUUUUGAUAAUAAAAGAAAUAGCUUCAAUUAAGUACAUCAAAAUUAUAUUGAUAUUCUGUAGUGUAAUCAACAUUGUUUAUGUUUCGCGGCAAGGCCCUCUUCAGAAACCUUUCUAAAAAGUUAAUUGCGGUGUCUUGAAGUUGGAAGGGUUGAUGCAAGCCAUCCAUUGUACAUCUGUUUCACAGAACUUGGUGAAGCAGCAAAGGUUGUGAUAUCUACCCACAGCAAACAUGAGGAAGAUUCAUCAAAUUCGGAUAAAGAAUCUGAUACUUCUUUACGACUUGAUGAAAAGACAUCAAAAGCCGGAACAAGCACGGAAAUGUACUUAGAUCUUGAAAAGCUUGACGAAGCUGCAGCAAUGCUUGCCUUUUUAACAUCCUCUGGAAUUCUUUCAAAGGAUCAUGUUUUUUAUCAACAAAUUUAUUCAUUCUGUAUUAAUGCCAUGGGAUUUGUAGAUGAACAAUUGCUUCCGAAAAUGCCGCACCCUGCGUUAUUCCCAUUUCAACAUGCAAUACAAUUUAACUACAAGCCUGUUGCGUCAUAUCUUCUUUCUGGUCGAGGAAAACAUGGGCAUCGUAG